AAGGGAAGAAAAGGCAGGCAGGCUGCGGCAUCCAGAGAGGCGAGGAGAGAAGCUGCCCGUUCGGGUUUCCACUGCAGGGGGAAGUUGUAGAUUAGCCAGUCGGUGAGCAAUGGCCUCCAAACUCUGCAUGCCGUCUCCUGUGUGCCUGAUCGAGAACCGGGACAGGAAGCUUGUUGUCCAUCGGGAGGCCCUUCAGCUGCUCUCCGGAAUCCAUCAGCCAGUGGUAGUGGUGGCCAUCGUAGGGCUGUACCGAACGGGCAAGUCCUACCUCAUGAACAAACUAGCUGGCAAAAACUCCGGUUUCCCUCUGGGCUCCACGGUGCAAGCGAACACCAAGGGAAUCUGGAUGUGGUAUGUUCCCUACCCUGGCAAACCUGACCAGACCCUUGUGCUGCUGGAUACAGAAGGCCUCGGUGAUGUGGAAAAGGGUGAUGCCCAGAACGACUCCUGGAUCUUUGCUCUGGCCGUGCUCCUUAGUAGCACUCUGGUCUACAACAGCAUGGGUACCAUUGACCAACGCGCUAUGGAUCAGCUCCAUUAUGUGACAGAACUGACUGAGCUCAUCAAAUCCAAGUCCUCACCUGAGGAGGACUCUGAGGCGUUGGAAGAUUCUGCCGAGUACGUUCGCUUCUUCCCGUCUUUCAUCUGGGCCUUGCGGGAUUUCACUCUGCAGCUGGAGCUGAACGGGAAGCCCUGCACUGAAGAUGAAUAUCUGGAAAACGCCAUGAAGUUAAAGAAAGGAAACUCCCGUGAAGUUCAGCUGUUCAACCUGCCCCGCGAGUGCAUCCGGAUGUUCUUCCCCACCCGAAAAUGCUUCAUCUUUGACCGUCCCACCAAUCGAAAGAACCUGCACCGCCUGGAGGAACUGGAAGAGGAUGAGCUGGAGCCUGAAUUUGUGGAGCAAACGCGCCAGUUCUGCCGUCACGUCUAUAGGACAUCCAAACCCAAGACCAUCCCAGGAGGGCACAUUGUCACUGGGCGCUUGCUGGCGAACUUGGUGGAGACCUACGUGGACACGAUCGGCAGUGGAGGAGUGCCUUGCAUGGAGAAUGCCGUGCUGGCUUUGGCUCAGAUUGAGAACUCUGCUGCUGUGCUUGAUGCCACUGGCUGCUACGUGGAGCUGAUGGAUCAGAGGUUGGAGCUGCCCACGGAGACCCUUCAGGAGCUCUUGGGAAUCCACGCCAAAUGUGAGGAUGAGGCCCUUCAGGUGUUCAUGGCCCGUUCCUUCAAGGAUGAAAAGCAACAGUUCCAGGCUGAGCUGAUGCGAACCCUGGAUCAGAAGAAAGAGGGAUACUGCCAUAAGAACGAACUAGAAUCUUCAAAACACUGCAAGGCUGUGUUGGCGCGGCUCUCCAAGGAACUGGAGGACAGGAUCCACAAGGCCUUUUAUUCCCGACCGGGUGGAUAUCAGGAUUAUUUCAAUGACGUGAAAAACAUCACCGUGCAAUACCACCAGGAACCCAGGAAAGGAGUCAUGGCAGAUGCUGAACUACAGCAGUUCUUUAAGGGCAAGGAAGAUGUGGGCAAAGCCAUCCUGCAAAGCGAUGAAGCCCUCACGGAGAAAGAGAAGGAAGCAGAAGAUGCAAAGGCAAGGGCCGAGGCCGCAGAGCGGGAGAACGAGAUCCAGAGGCAGAAGCAGGCUGAGAUGGAGCAGAAACUGGAGGACCAGAGACGAAGUCAUGAAGCAAACAUUGAACACCUGAAGGAGAAGAUGGAGAAAGACAGGGAGAAGUUGCUGGAAGAGCAGAACAGGGUGAUGGAGAGUAAACUCCGGGAGCAACACAUUAUGCUGGAGGCAGGAUUCAAAAAACACGCUGAUCAGCUAAAUGAUCAGAUUGGCCAGCUGAAAAAACAAUGUGAAAGGAUGAAGAAGCGAUCUUGGUUUUCUGGAAUACUGGAUUUUGCUUCGUUGAUACUUCCGGGCUUUGUUGGCAAAGCACUAAGGCGCUAAAUCACUCUGAAAUCAAGCGGGAGGAGAGACUGGUCUCCAGUCCUUGACUUCUUGCUAUUCCAUUGAUCGCUGCAAUGCCCACAUCUUUGUUUAGAACGAUGUUGUGUUAACUUGAGGAACGGCUUGAGGCAAGAAAUUGAACUAAAGAGCAGAGUAGGGUGGGAGAAUUCAGCACUGAAAAACAUGGUAUUUUCAGAUGGGUUGCCAUGUUGGUCUGUAGUAGAAGAGUCAUGUGCAGUAGCACCUUAGAGACCAACUACAUAUUCAGGGUAUGAACUUUCGAGAGUCAGAGCUCCCUUCAUCGGAUACAAGGAAUGGAAAAAGGAAAAGAAAAUUAGAGUGCCAGGAAGCUAGCUAUAAUAAAUGUUGCAAUUAGCUUGAUAGAGCAUGGGUGCAAAGUAUGUAAAAUUAGCAUCUGUAACGUGACAAAAAUCCUAUGUCCUGAUUCAAGCCCAGGGGAUCCAUUGUUCCAAAUUUGCAAAUUAACUUAGUUCCAGCAAUCUCAUGUUGUAAUUUUCCUUUGAAGUUUCUCUGCUUGAGAACUGCUCCUCUUAGACUGUCAUUGAAAUAUCCUGGCAGAUUAAAAUGUUCACCCACUAA
This is a messenger RNA of Eublepharis macularius, 2551 nucleotides long. Its product is annotated as guanylate-binding protein 1-like. Gene Ontology annotation, molecular function: GTPase activity; GTP binding. The transcript has 11 exons. Bases 110 to 1951 code for a protein of 613 amino acids. The record is from RefSeq and is a predicted model, not a curated record. Lineage: Eukaryota; Metazoa; Chordata; Lepidosauria; Squamata; Eublepharidae.